Clonostachys rhizophaga is the source of this 864-nucleotide messenger RNA. NCBI's taxonomy places the organism in Eukaryota, Fungi, Ascomycota, Sordariomycetes, Hypocreales, Bionectriaceae. The record is from the annotation of a GenBank genome assembly.
AUGGCCCCUACACACGACUUCGUGGCCAGUUUGGCAAGUAGAAAUCUAAGCUCGCUUGACUCUCCGAAAUCAAUCGGUCUCGUCGUAUUCAUCGCAGUUGCCGGAGCAGCUCUCCUGGGCCUCGCCAUCUACCUCACCGUACGGCACCUUAAGCGCAGAAAGUACAGACAGGUCGCCCAGAUGGCCCUCUCCCCCAAUUCCACCACCGAGUUUGACCUCUCCGUCAAGAAGCGCCCGACGUUCCACGUUGCUCGGAUCAGCGAGGACCAGGAGCUCCAGAGACAAGCCAUGAUCCAGAAGUCGCUCGCCAGCCGGACGUCCUCGCGUGCUGAGAGCCGCAACAGCCUUCUCCUCCAGGAGAGCCGCAACAGUCUCAUCCCCCAGGAGACUCACAACAGCCUCUUCCCCCAGUACGAGGAGGACGAGCGCGAAGUCCGCACGAGCCGCUCCAAUUCAGCAGGGAGCCUCCGGGACGAGUGGAAAGAGUUCGAGGCGAACCUCCAGAGGAAUCGAUCUCGGUCUCUUGUCAACCACCCGGGCCUAAAGACACCUCAUGGGCGCAGUGACAGCCAGAGCAGCGAGUUGAGCGUGCAGACACCCGCCACGGCUGAGCUGCGCAGCCAUCCUAUCCACCCGUCCCCCACGAGCAAACCCGACUGUGCCUCCUUCCUGCCCGUCGAUAUCGAGGUCGGUCACCCGCAGCACCCGAUCCACUCGGGAAGUCAACCUCGAUCGCAUAGAGUCAGCUCUGCCACGCUACCACCUCCCCGUCACUCGAUAUUUCCACCAGCAAGUGGAGGGCAGCAGCAUCAGCGCCGGGUUACCUUGCAAGAACAACAGCUGAGAGGACAGGCUUGGAUUUGA